UCACAGUCCAUGCGUUACACGCAAAGACAUAAUAGCAAUAUGAGUACAAACAGUACCGGUUCGGCGCCUCCUCUUAAUAGAGCCCGAAGAGUGUCAUCGAUUCCCAACAAUAUUGCAAAAACUGAAGAAAAAGUACUCAAUAAAGAAACAUUUGAUUACAAUAGUAAUAAUGAUUACAAGAAUUACAAAAAUCAAAUGAAAAACAAUGGAAAGUCAGAAAAUGAUUGCAAUUUUAUUAUAGCCAAGGAUUUGGAUCAUUUCAAAAAUGAAAAAGUAAUUCGUAUAUUAGUUAUCGGUUCACAAGACAGCGGAAAGUCAUCACUGGUCUCACAAUUUUCACACUUUCUCGAAGACCAGAGACAAGAAUACGGUUCAAAUCAAAACCAAAAGUAUUUGAUUCUUAACUUUAAAGAAAUUGAAAGCCUCGACACAUGUUUCCCGCGAUCACCGCUAACCGUAUAUAUGCCCGAAGCAUAUAUUGUCAUUUACGCUGUUAAUGACCGUGAAUCGUUUGAGAGCGCAAAACGAGUCAUAUCAGAGAUACACAAAUGGGAUGAUUUUGAUCUGAAGCCAGUGAUAGUUGUGGCCAACAAAACGGAUUUAGUGAGGAGUAGGACCGUUACAAAGCAGGAGGGCAGACAAUUAGCGAUAGCCAACAAUUGCAAGUAUAUAGAGACGAGUUGUGCCAUUUCACACAAUAUUGACGAUCUAUUGACGGGAAUCGGCGCCCAAUUAAAUUUGAAAAGCACUUCAAAAUUGGGUCAACCCAACAAUACCGGUCGUAAACCUAAUUUACUAAAACGUCUGCUCCGGAAAGCCGUCUUAAAUAAGUCCAAGUCUUGCGAUAACUUACACGUACUCUAA
Molecule: messenger RNA, 864 nt
Organism: Oppia nitens
Lineage: Eukaryota; Metazoa; Arthropoda; Arachnida; Sarcoptiformes; Oppiidae
Product: GTP-binding protein REM 1-like
Exons: 5
Coding region: 10-864 (284 amino acids)
Cellular component (GO): plasma membrane
Molecular function (GO): calcium channel regulator activity; GTP binding; GTPase activity
Source: RefSeq, a predicted model, not a curated record